AGUAAAGGGAAGACGACUGGAUGUAGAAAAGGAGGAUAACACAGGAAUGAAGUACCUCGCCACUCCUCAGAAUAAAUCCCUAUUAGAUAUGGAAGUCGCCAACUACUGUGACUGUCUGGAUCCCUCAUACAGCACACUGGGCUUUGACAAUGCUGAGGUACUUUAUGGAGGUAAGUGUAGCAUGCCAACCGAAGCGAGCCUACCCGGUCCGGACGGGGCCAACACCAACUGUGCCAUCUGUGGAGACAAAGCCACGGGGAAACACUAUGGCGCCUCCAGCUGCGACGGCUGUAAAGGCUUCUUUCGGCGCUCCAUACGCAAGAGCCACAUCUACACCUGCAGGUUCAGCAGACAGUGCAUCGUUGACAAAGAUAAGAGGAACCAGUGUCGCUUUUGCAGACUCAACAAAUGCUUCAGAGCUGGCAUGAAAAAAGAAGCCGUGCAAAACGAAAGAGAUCGAAUCAGCUCCAGAAGAAGUAUGCCUGACUCCCAAGACAUACCGCCCAUCACCGUUUUGGCUCAAGCUGAAUCCCUAUCCCAACAGAUUAGUGUUCCGGUUGGAAUAGCAGACAUAACAAAGCAGAAAACAGCCACAGUUGGAGAUGUGUGUGAAUCAAUGAGACAGCAAUUGCUGGUGUUGGUGGAAUGGGCAAAAUACAUCCCUUCUUUUGGAGAGCUACUACUGGAUGACCAGGUAAGCUUGCUCAGGGCUCACGCGGGCGAGCACCUCCUGCUAGGAGUGGCCAAAAGGUCAAUGCCAUUCAAGGACUUCCUGCUUCUAGGUAAUGGCUGUGUGAUACACAAGAACAGUCCAGAACCGGAGAUGUGCAGGGUAGCAAACCGAGUUCUGGAUGAGCUGGUGCUGCCUUUCCAGGAUAUUCAAAUAGAUGACACAGAGUACGCAGCACUCAAGGCCAUUGUCUUCUUUGACCCUGAUGCAAAAUCUUUGCGGGACCCUUCAAAGAUCAAAGCAACGCGUCUGCAGGUCCAGAUGAGUCUGGAAGACUACAUCAAUGACCGCCAGUAUGACUCGCGGGGUCGUUUUGGGGAGCUGUUACUCCUUCUGCCCACCUUGCAGAGCAUCACCUGGCAGAUGAUUGAGCAACUCCAGUUCAUCAAGCUGUGUGGUUUGGCCAAGAUAGACAACUUGCUGCACGAGAUGCUGCUGGGAGGCUUGACAUCCGAACCCACGCAUUUGCACCAUCCAGCACACAGCCAGCUGACCCAGGACCCAGCAACUGGACACACAUUGCUCAUCAGCACCAUGCCUAUAACACACAUGCCACAAAUAUCCUCACCAGACACUCCCAUCCCAUCACCUCCUCAGGGUCAAGCACCAGAGAUGUAUAAACACUUUCCUCAGCCUAUUUGCCCUCCAACCAGUCCUUCACCCUCAGCACAGGCAGACCACUGAUCCCGGAUCUGUGUCCUAUACUUUAGUACAUCAUCUCAAUCAUAAAUGUAAGACAACUUGAUAUAAAGUUAGACUGCAAUUUAGUACAGCCUGCAUUUGAAUUCAGACUCAAAGGUUACUGCUUAUUAGGAAAUGUAUUAUGGGGUGUUUUUUUUUGUAUAUGAAAGUUAUAAUAUAAUACAGUAUGUAAAUAGCCACAGUGUAAAAUAGUCUGAUGUUAAAUGCAGAUAAUGAAUGUUAAUAUUUUAAAAAGGUAUUUGUACAUAUUAUAAGGGUUAUAGGGCGUGAAGUAAAUAGAUGUAAGUACAGUUUCUUGUAAUUUUAAAUAGGGACAUUUGUUUUUAAAUUAACCUUGCAUGUUUGUGAUAUUUUAUAUUUCCCCAAAAGCAACAGGUUUUGUAUAGAGGUUAAUUUGUGUCUUUAUUUCCAAAGCGUAUUUCUUUUUUUUUAACAAUGAAUUUAUGUCAUUUAUGUCAAUUAUGAGUCCUUUGAGUUUGGAUUUUCUGAACUGUAUUUUUAUUUAUUUUGUUUUACAUCACAUUAUUCAGACAUUUCAUAGAACAAAAAAUAGUGAAAAAAAUGUAUUUUAUUGAAAUUAAAUGUACAAGAUGCCUCUUUGCCUGAGCAAGACCCAUGUCACAUGAUCACAAGCUUGACAUCUCAUUGGCGGGUUCCGAGACACUGUUUACAGGAAAUAUAUCUUGAGUUGUAAGAAACACAUUUUUUUGCACUUAAUUUUUUUGCAUUGAAUUUUAAAACUAUUUAUUUUACAAAAUCACAAUUUUAAACACAAUUUAAUCAGUUAAAUUGUCGGUAUAAUUUACACAUAAAUUCAGUUUUAAAAAAAUUUUCUUAUUAAUUCCAAUUUUAAAUCGAUUCAUAAUUUUACAAAAUCUUUUUUUUAUCUUUUCCAUCCACCUAUCCAUUUUUUACUGCUUGUCCCUUUCUGGGAGCCUAUCUUUAAGAAUACAUUUAAAAUAAUAUUUUUUAAGCCAUCUAUGCGUGCAUAGAGGAGUUAUUGUGACCUGUAACUUGUUCUUAAAAGGUUUUAUCAUUUUUAUACCAAAUAAUGUAGUGCAAGAAUCUGUUUGAAUAGAGGCUUGUAGUAAGAGUUAUUUAAAUAUCACAAACAUGUUUAACAAAUACCUCCCUGACAGUAUCAAUCUGGCAUAACAUUUACAUAACUUGUUAAGUUUAAGUUUUGAUACAACUAUUGUAUUUGAUGCUGUGCUUAAUAACGUGUUUGAUGAAUGUAUAUGUAGUAUAC
Molecule: messenger RNA, 2681 nt
Organism: Nerophis lumbriciformis (worm pipefish)
Lineage: Eukaryota; Metazoa; Chordata; Actinopteri; Syngnathiformes; Syngnathidae
Gene: hnf4g
Product: hepatocyte nuclear factor 4, gamma
Biological process (GO): regulation of DNA-templated transcription
Cellular component (GO): nucleus
Molecular function (GO): RNA polymerase II cis-regulatory region sequence-specific DNA binding; nuclear steroid receptor activity; zinc ion binding
Source: RefSeq, a predicted model, not a curated record